AUGGCCAAUGAAAAGCCCAAGAAAGGAGUCAAGACUGAGAACAACGAUCAUAUUAAUUUGAAGGUGGCAGGGCAGGAUGGUUCUGUGGUGCAAUUUAAGAUUAAGAGGCAUACACCACUUAGUAAACUAAUGAAAGCCUAUUGUGAAGCACAGUUGGAAAUGGAGGAUGAAGAUACAAUUGAUGUGUUCCAGCAGCAGACAGGAGGUGUCUACUAAAAAGGGAACCUGCAACAACUCUACUCCAGAACUCUGUUCUUACAGACCAAGAAUACACUCUCAAUUAGAAAACUGCAAUUUGGUUCCACCACAUCCUGACUACUAUAGUAUAGUUUUCUCUAUUCUUUCAUUUACCCCUUCCCCAUUCCUUUAUUGUACAUAAAGUAUCUGGUGUAUGUGCACAA
Messenger RNA from Heterocephalus glaber (naked mole-rat), 401 nucleotides. Its product is annotated as small ubiquitin-related modifier 2-like. NCBI's taxonomy places the organism in Eukaryota, Metazoa, Chordata, Mammalia, Rodentia, Bathyergidae. The record is from RefSeq and is a predicted model, not a curated record.